This is a messenger RNA of Pimephales promelas (fathead minnow), 1847 nucleotides long. The record is from RefSeq and is a predicted model, not a curated record. NCBI's taxonomy places the organism in Eukaryota, Metazoa, Chordata, Actinopteri, Cypriniformes, Leuciscidae.
AAAUACAACUGUUAGUUACUUUGUUCAAAUAUGAACUACAUAAGGUGAUCAGAAUCUUUCAAAUGAAACUAUCGCUUGACUGUGUUACCUAUUCAGAGCCAGGUAGCACAACACAACAGGGAGCAACAGAGGAUCUCAGGGCUGAGAUAGAAAGUAUCAUAGUGUCCCUGCUACGCAAGAAGCAGGACCUCUAUCGUCAGCAUGAUAGCAACCAGACCAGACAAAGAAAGAGAAGAAAAAUAAGAGAAUUAAAAAACAAACUAAGACAAAAGAUUGUACUCUACGAUACUGUUGCAGAGGAUACGAUUGAUGGGGAAUUGGCUUCCAAUUUGACAGAGGACUACAUCCUGCCUUGGGAGAGAAGUGAGGAUGGCCACUCCUUCAGAUUAAAACGGUCUGUUUUUGACCAAACAAUGCUAAUUAGACGGCUUGAGGAAGAGCAGAGCAUCCUUGUGAAGGAGAUGUCUCAGCACAUCACGUCUCUACGAAAGGAGAUAAAGGCAGACAAGCCAUUGGAUGCCACUGAGUCUUCUGAGGCUGACCUCUUCAGAAACACAGAGCAGACUCCUCCGAGAUCAUCCAGCUUCAAGACACAGGACAAACCAUUGGAUGCCACUGAGUCUUCUGAGGCUGACCUCUUCAGAACAACAGAGCAGACUCCUCCGAGAUCAUCCAGCUUCAAGACACAGUGCUUACAUAAUCCAGAACCCUUACCUUCAAUGAACAAAGUUGGAAUGAAUCCUUCCCUGGUGGACUACACAGAUUCUGAUGAAUCUCAGAGUCCAAGCCCAAAUCAUGACCAGUUUAAUUCAAGCUGCCAGACAUGGUGUCCGACUUCUGAGUUUGAACUAAGCCUCACCCACCAGGACGGAGAUUCUGUUCCAAGGCUGAGGAGGACCAAAAGCAUACAGAUGAAAAGAAAUGUUGAGUUUGAUUCAAAUGAGCUUUUUGACAGCUCAGCCAGCAGUGGAGAGGAAUAUAUUCCUAAGAGUAGUGAGGAUUCAUCUGAAGAUACAGACACAAGCGAAGUCAUUGAACCAGUCAAUCAGAAAGAAAGCAUGCUUAGAUUUCCAAUCCAAGGGAAGUACGCUGACAUCCGAGAACUGAACGAUGUGUCUUCGACGCAAAUCCUUAGCAGAGGACGCUCACCUUCAAGAAGAGAGGGCAACUCUGGUAUGACACGUAAAAGGCGAUGUUCAAGCAGUUCAAGACGUACAUCCUACCCUACAACACAAGCAAGUAGUGGUCACUCAACAAAAUGGAGUGGAGGGGGAGACCCUGAAUCUGUAAUACAGAAUACAACACCUGAUCUGGAGAAAGAUCUUCCUGACAAUGCCUCUUCCCUCCAUACAGAAGAAGUAGCUGAUGGUUCGCUUUCCAUACCUGCUGUCUGUAAAAAGGAGAACGGGGCAAGAAUGUACAACAAAAAGCAAUACUGUUUGUACUGUAGGGUGGGAUUCGUGAAAAUGGCAAGGCAUUUGGAGCGCGCUCAUAAAGAUAAACCAGAGGUUGCACAGGCUCUGUCCUUUCCAAAAGGCUCCAAACAAAGACGAAUGCAUAUGGAACAUUUGAGAAACAGGGGCAACUUUGCACACAAUGUGGAUGUAUUAAAUGCUGGUGUUGGAAAUCUUGUUCCUCGCAAGCAACCAAGGAAGGAUUGUCAAGCACAGAAUUUCCUGCAUUGUGUACAUUGUCAUGGUUUCUUCACAAAGAAAAUUCUUUGGCGGCACAUGAUGAAAUGCAAGUUCAAGCUGAAUGUUCCACAAAAACCUGGCAAAACCAGGCCCUCUGCGCAUUUGCAGCACCUCCACCACCUGGUGUCAAGGUGGAAUUUUGGAAGCUGCUAA